Molecule: messenger RNA, 2107 nt
Organism: Microcebus murinus (gray mouse lemur)
Lineage: Eukaryota; Metazoa; Chordata; Mammalia; Primates; Cheirogaleidae
Gene: ATP6AP2
Product: ATPase H+ transporting accessory protein 2
Biological process (GO): positive regulation of Wnt signaling pathway
Cellular component (GO): external side of plasma membrane; membrane
Molecular function (GO): signaling receptor activity
Source: RefSeq, a predicted model, not a curated record
GUAGCUGGCGAUUGGUGGAGAAGGCGGAGGCUGUCCCGGUGGAGGCGACGAAGGGGCGGGCUCCGGGAGUCCGGACGAGCCCGAGCGCGUCAACCCCUCGCGCUGAGGUGGUGGCUUGUGUCCCGCCGGCCCGCUCCGUGUCGCCCCGCACUGCUGUGGCCGCCGCGGCACCAUGGCUGUGUUCGUCGUGCUUCUGUCCUUGCUGGUGGCGGGUGUUUUGGGGAAUGAGUUUAGUAUACUAAGAUCACCAGGGUCCGUUGUUUUCCGAAAUGGAAAUUGGCCUAUACCAGGAGAGCGAAUCCCAGAUGUGGCUGCAUUGUCCAUGGGCUUCUCUGUGAAAGAAGACCUUUCUUGGCCAGGACUUGCUGUGGGUAACCUGUUCCAUCGUCCUCGGGCUACUGUUAUGGUGAUGGUGAAGGGAGUAGACAAACUGGCUCUACCCCCAGGCAGUGUCAUUUCUUACCCCUUGGAGAAUGCAGUUCCUUUUAGUCUUGACAGUGUUGCGAAUUCCAUUCACUCCUUAUUUUCUGAGGAAACUCCUGUAGUUUUGCAGUUGGCUCCCAGUGAGGAAAGAGUGUAUAUGGUAGGGAAGGCAAACUCAGUUUUUGAAGACCUUUCAGUCACAUUACGACAGCUCCGUAAUCGCCUGUUUCAAGAAAACUCCGUUCUCAAUUCACUUCCCCUCAAUUCUCUGAGUAGGAACAAUGAAGUUGAUCUGCUCUUUCUUUCUGAACUGCAAGUACUACAUGAUAUUUCAAGUUUGUUGUCUCGUCAUAAGCAUCUAGCCAAGGAUCAUUCUCCUGAUUUAUAUUCACUGGAGCUAGCAGGUUUAGAUGAAAUUGGGAAACGUUAUGGGGAAGACUCUGAGCAAUUCAGAGAUGCUUCUAAGAUCCUUGUUGAUGCUCUGCAAAAGUUUGCAGAUGACAUGUACAAUCUUUAUGGUGGAAAUGCAGUGGUAGAGUUAGUGACUGUCAAGUCAUUUGACACAUCCCUUGUGAGGAAGACAAGGACUAUCCUCGAGACAAAACAAACAAAGAGCACAGCAAGUCCCUACAACCUUGCAUAUAAGUAUAAUUUUGAGUAUCCAGUGGUUUUCAACAUGGUACUUUGGAUAAUGAUCGCCUUGGCCUUGGCUGUGAUUAUCACCUCUUACAAUAUUUGGAACAUGGAUCCUGGAUAUGAUAGCAUCAUUUAUAGGAUGACAAACCAGAAGAUUCGAAUGGAUUGAACUUUCCUUAUGCCAGACUUAGAAAAGGAGUUUGGAAUUUGGCUGUUUUGUUAAAAUAUAUCUCUUAGUGUGGUUUAAAGUAGAUAGUAUACUUUAAAUUUAUAUAUAAAAAAAAGCAAAUUUUGUUCUCUAUUUUGUGUGUGCCUAUGAUGUUUUUUUAGAGUGAAUUAUAGUAUUGAUGUGAAUUGAACUGUGUGAUAUAGAUUCCAUAAUAUGCUCAAAUAUGCUAUAGCCAUUUAAUAACAUAAUUUCAUUCCAUUUAAUAAAUUUGGAAAUGUGCACUGAAAGAAAUGUAAAAUGCUUAGAAUAGCUUGUGUUAUUUAUGUUGGAAAAAUGCACUGAAUUUAUUAGAGAAUCUUAUGAAUGCCUAACUUCCUUACACAGGGUAGGUGAAAAUUGUAUUUGGGCUGUUGUAUACUAUGAACCAUUUGUAAAUGUCUUAAUUUGAUGUAAAUAUCUCUGAAACAAGAGAAAAGGUUUUUAAUUUAGAGCAGCCCUAGAAUAUGGAUGUGCUUAUACAAUCGCUUAGUUUUGGAACUGUAUCUGAUUGACCUCUAGAGGAUAGCUGUUUUUUAACCUUCUGUAAGUCCGGUGAUUCAUAUGGUUUAGUAUGGAUAUUAAAAAUACUACAUUGAUCUAAGAAGAGACUAGCUUUGUGGAGUAUAGAUGCUUUUAAUUGUACACACAAAAACAAAUCUUUGGGGGACAUCUUGAGGCAUGAAUAUAAAAUAUUUUUAUUUCAGUAACUUUUCCCAUGUAAGUUACUAUGGUUUGUGGUACAACUUCAUUCUAUAGAAUAUUAAUUGGAAGUAGAUAAAUUCUACUUUUCAUGUGCAAGUGGACCAAUGUCUUUAAAGAGUGACAAAUAAAGUUAAUGAU